AUGGGUUUAUUAGACGGAUUUGGUGCCCUCGUGGUGUGGGGCGCAGCAAUUCAACUUUUCUUAUCUCCAGCAGCAGCAGCAGCAGCAGCAGCAGCAGCAGGAGCAGCAAGAGGUGGUGGUGUAGUGGGCACGGGGGUCCGAUCAUCAACAACUACUACAGCUAUAGGAUUAAUACAAUUUAUACAACAAAAAUUAGGUUAUUUAGACAGCAGCAGCAGCAGCAGCAGCAGGGAGGUGCAGCAACUGCAGCAAAAAAUACGUAAUCUAGAGAAUUUAUUAAGAAAAAGUACGGAGAGAGGAGAAGCAGCAGCAGCAAGAGAGGAAAAAUUAAGAUCAUCAUUAGCAGCAGCAGCAGCAGGAGAGCGCAGCAAAUUAGGUCUAAGUAUUGAGCAGCUGCAGGCAAAGGUAACAGAACAGGAAACAAGGGAGAAAUCGUUGCGGAUACAGCUGCAGGAGGCAGCAGCAAAAGAAAAGAGACAAGGAGAAGAAAUAAAUAAAUUAACCAAGGAAAAGGAGACACUUUCUGCUGAGGUUAAUCGUCUUAAGGGAGAAUUAGAUAAGGGAGGGAAAAAAGAAAAAGGAAGGACUGUUUACCAGCAGCAGCAGCAGCCGCAGCAGCAGCAGCAUGUGGUGCCACCGCCGCAGCCGCAGCCGCAGCAGCAGCCAAUGAUGCCACCACCACCGCAGCAGCAGCAGCAGCCUGCUGCAGAGCCACAGCAACCAUUCACACCCUUCGCUCCUCCUCCUCCUGCUGCUGCUCCUCCUCCUGCUGCAGCAGCACCAACACCAGCACCAACACUAGCACCAACACCAGCACCAAGAGUAGUAGUACCUCCUCCUGCUGCUCCUGCUGCUCCUGCUGCAGCACCGGGUGUAUCAAUUACACAGCCUCCUUCUAUUGCUGUACCUCCUCCUGCUGCAGCAGCAGUACCUCCUGCUGCUGCACCUUCUGCUGUUCCUCCUCCUGUUGCUACACCCCAAUGGACAAUGCCUCCUGCUGCUGCACCAAUGCAGCAGCAGCAGCAGCAGCAGCAGCAGCAGCAGCCCUUCGCUCCCCAGGCUGGUCCCCAACAACCCUUUGGCCAUACCCAAUCGUUUAGAGGGUUUGGGGGCCCCCCUGGUGGCGGCUUCGGAGGGAGGCCCCACCAGAGGGCCUCAUAUUAUGGUGGGGCCCCCCCUUCUUCUGUACGUCCUGGUUGGCCAGCAGCACAACCAGGGGGCCUCGGAGGGGGCCUCGGGGCUAGCCUUGGAGGGGACAUGCAGCAGCAGCAGCCUAUGUACGGGCAGCAGGGGGCCCAGCCUGCCCUAUUCAGGUCCGCAACUGUUAAGGGACAGGGGCCCAGGGGAUUCUUUAGGCGCCUAAGUAGGAAGGCCUCGCAAUUCGGGGCUGCACUAGGAGGAGGCAGCAGCAGCAGCAGCAGCGGAGGAGACGGAGGAGACCCAGGCGCUGCAGGAGGUGCACCUAGUGAAUGGUAA
This is a messenger RNA of Eimeria maxima, 1476 nucleotides long. RefSeq lists its product as hypothetical. The transcript is spliced from 2 exons. The record is from RefSeq and is a predicted model, not a curated record. NCBI's taxonomy places the organism in Eukaryota, Apicomplexa, Conoidasida, Eucoccidiorida, Eimeriidae. The coding region runs from base 1 to 1476 and encodes 491 amino acids.